Lodderomyces beijingensis is the source of this 1344-nucleotide messenger RNA. NCBI's taxonomy places the organism in Eukaryota, Fungi, Ascomycota, Pichiomycetes, Serinales, Debaryomycetaceae. The record is from the annotation of a GenBank genome assembly.
AUGGAGUUUGGUGAAGUGCCCGUGAUCAAUGACGUUAAGGUGCCGGAUGAAGACGAAAAAGUCAAGGAAGAGCUUCAAAAGUUGGGACAGCCGGUGUUCAUCAAUGGCGAAGGAGAAGCAGAAAGACGACAGCGACUAUUGCAUUUACGAGCUGCGGAAGUCGACGAGUCCGAUGAUGAAGAUGACGGUGGAGACGAAGAUGAAGAGUUUUAUACUCCGGGUCCGCAAGAACUAUAUGACGUCAGAAGUCGCAUACUCCGUGAUUCGUUGGGGAGGGCAUCUGCUCGACUAGAAUGGCAACGACGAUUUGCUAAAGCCAACCAGGAGUUCACUACAAUCUUGCAGAAACGACGAGACAUAAACUCGAAACUAGCCACGGUUGACUUGUAUGGGUCGCAGGUUAUCCCCGAUGUCACGCGGGCAGUCUCUAGUGUCAAAUUUUCCCCCGCCCUGGACUUGGUGGGAUGUGGUUCGUGGGACGGGUCUGUUCACGUCUUGAGCAGCACCGACUUGCAGCCCGUGGUGAAAUUGGCCGUAUCGCACUCGGAGAAAGUUGGAGCAUUGAAUUGGAAACCUGGCUGCAAGCAACGUGUCUUGUUAUCGGGAGGCAAUGAAGGUACCAUCAAUGUAUGGGACAUCACACCGAGCGAAAGUUCCCAAACCUCUCCAGGCAUCCCCAUAGUGUCAAUCAAGGACGCCCACAGCGACAGAAUCACAAGCACACUAUACCACCCCGUAAACGAGCUCGCUAUUUCAACCUCGUUUGACCAAACUUGGAAAUUAUGGGACGUAUCAAGACAAACCGAGUUAUAUCAACAAGAAGGACACUCCAAGGGUGUAUUCACGGGCUCGAUCCACCCCGAUGGCUCACUUUUCGUUUCGGGAGGUCUCGAUGGUAUAAUCUACGUGUGGGACUUGAGAUCCGGCAGAGCAUUGAUGCCGUUGCAAAAACACAUCCAGGGCAUAUAUGGACUAGACUGGUCGCCCAACGGGCAUCAAUUUGCAAGUGCCUCGGGUGACUGUUCAGUUAAAAUCUGGGAUAUGAGGAAAUUGGACCGUUCAGGGGACGAAAUAGCCACGAUACCAGCGCACACUAAACUCGUCAGUGACGUCAAGUUCUUCCAAGGUGAAGGUGAAGGUGAAGAUAGAGGUACUUUCCUAAUUACAAGUUCCUACGAUGGGUCGCUCAACAUAUGGUCGGCUGAUAAUUGGAUCAGAGUCAACUCCAUGCAGAGUUACAAUGACAAGAUCAUGAGCUGCGACGUGGCCGUGAUAGACUCCAGCUACACUAUGGUCAGCGGAGGAUGGGAUAAAAGUAUACGACUCUGGAAACAAAAUCAGUGA